CCUUUGAAUGCUCUUCUACGUUUUCGACCUUGAAGAUGGCUGCUGUCAGGAAAUUCGGCUCACGCGCUUUGUUGAACAGAACUCUGCAAAGCUAUGCUUUGCCAGCGGCAUAUUCACGAUGCAGCUCGGUAUGGGCAAAUGUUGCCAUGGGACCCCCAGAUGCCAUCUUAGGUGUAACAGAAGCUUUCAAAAAAGACUCCAACCCUAAAAAGAUCAAUCUUGGUGUUGGAGCCUACAGAGGAGAUGAUGGUAAACCCUUCAUUCUGGAGUGUGUCAAAAAGGCUGAGCGUCAGAUGCUGGAAGAAAACCUAGACCAUGAGUAUGCUCCGAUCACCGGCUUCCCAGCAUUCGGACAGGCAUCCGCAAGACUCGCCUUUGGGGAAGAUAGCCAGCUUGUCAAGGAUGGGCUGAAUGCAACGACCCAAGGUGUUUCAGGCACAGGCUCUCUCAGAAUCGGAGCAGCUUUCCUGGCACGACAUUAUCAAGCCAGUAAAGAAAUCUACUUUCCAGCCCCUACAUGGGGAAACCACGGACCCAUCUUCAAGGACUCUGGUUUGACAACAAAGUCCUACAGAUACUACGACCCGGCCACCUGUGGGUUUGACUUCAAGGGAGCCAUGGAAGAUAUCAGUAAAAUCCCGGAAGGUUCCAUCAUUUUGUUACAUGCCUGUGCACACAAUCCCACUGGUGUGGACCCCAAGCCGGAGCAGUGGAAAGAGAUGAGCAAGGUGAUAAAGGAUCGCCGUCUCUACCCGUACUUUGACAUGGCAUACCAGGGAUUCGCCAGCGGAGACAUCAACCAGGACGCCUUUGCCCUGCGUCAGUUUAUCAAGGAUGGUCAUAAACCUUGCCUAGCACAGUCGUUUGCCAAGAAUAUGGGAUUGUAUGGUGAGAGGGCUGGAGCAUUCACGAUCGUGUGUGCAGACAAGGAUGAACAGGCUCGAGUCUUGUCCCAGAUUAAGAUCCUGAUCCGCCCACUGUACUCCAACCCACCCAUUCAUGGUGCCCACAUCGUAUCCAAGGUCCUCAAUACUCCAGACCUUAGAAGCCUCUGGUUAACAGAGGUUAAGGCAAUGGCAGAUCGCAUCAUCACGAUGAGGGAUCGUCUACAGGAUGGUCUGAAACGGGAGGGCUCCAGCCGCAACUGGCAACACAUCACAGAGCAGAUCGGCAUGUUCUGCUUCACUGGCCUGAAACCUGAUCAGGUUGAGAGACUGACAAAGGAGUUUUCUGUGUAUCUGACAAAGGACGGCCGUAUUUCCGUUGCUGGACUCUCCUCCAGUAAUGUUGACUACCUGGCCAAGGCCAUGCAUGAGGUCACCAAGUAGACGCAAUGAAUUUCAUAAACACUAUCACCAUAGAUCCCUGUGCAUCAGUAUUGAAACGACUUUGUCACCAAGAAGAUGUGUUGGUUUUACGCAUACUUUUUCAAAAUGAAAUUGAUGGAUUAGAUUGUUUAAGACACAUUGUUAGCGCUGUUGAAAUAACUUUUGUCACCUAGGAAACACCAAAGUUUUACACAUACCUGACCACCAUAGAUUUGAUGCAUCAUCUGUGAAAACUACUUCUUUAAUAUUAUCUUAACAAACUUGAAUUGUCAAAGACAUGGGGUUAAAAGGUAGAAUUAGAAUUAGCAGAGUCCCACUCACUUGCCUGCACUUAUAUUUGAUGAAUUUAUGUGUACAUUUACAUUUUUUUUUUACUUCUAUAUACUGUAAUUACACACACACAAAUUGCUGAAGUGGUUUUUGUUAAUUUAUUGUAUAAUAUAUCCUUAUAACACGUACAUGCCCUAAUAGGUGCACGGGUUGAUUUUUUUUCAUGGGCACUGGUAUUUUUUUUUUACUUGGAUAUUAUAACAAUUCUUAAUCUGACUAUGAACUUCAAAAUGAUUUAAAAAAUCAGUGGUGAUACAUGUAAUUGAAGAAAAUGCAAUGGUCUAAUUUAUAAAUUUCUGAAAUUCUGAACAAAAAUGUCAAAAUCUCCUGGAAUGGUCUCUAGAAAUAUUAAUUGAAACAUUUAUGAUAUUAAGCUUUUAUUACACCGCACAUGCUGGUACAUAAAUAUAAUCCUAUACCUAAAUGGUUCAUGUGUACCAUCUCUUUUCAUAUGUAAUAUAACACACAGGUGUCUAAAUGUCAUAGCAUCUAUUAGGAUAUGUACGAUACUCUGAGUUGAAAAAGGAUCAGAAAUGGCAUCUUUCUUGAGUAACCUGUAAUAUUGAAAUGUGUUUCAUGCUUUUUUAAUCCAAUUAAAGCAGAUAUUUGUUACAAGGACGCUAGUAAUAUCUUAUGAUUUGAGUGUAAUACACUUUCAGUUUGUCAUUGUUGAUAUGUCAUAUGGUUUUCCUAGGGUAAACUGAUUUGCUUUGAAAUCUCAUUGUAAAUGGCUUGUUUUUUUAUGACAAAACCUACUUUUGAGAAGACUACGUAUUAUGAAGUAGGCCUUGUCGUUUUACUGACAUUAGAUUACGUCUUUCAGUGUGUAAUAUAGUGUGUAAUAUGAAAUGCGCUAUGCCUUACUUAAACCUUUAAUCAGAGUUAUGUCCCAUUAAUUUAAUAUCAACUGACUAUGUAGCUGUGUUACUUGUAUUAGCAUAUUAGCUUACAAAACAGUACAACUUUGCUCUAACUCUAAGAUAGUUACAACAUUGCAAUGUGGGCCGAUAUCAUAUAUGUACUUUGUAAAAGGUUUUGACUGCCUUUGAGAGGCAAGCUCUACUUCGAUCAGUUUGUUGUUUCUUGUUGAUUUUUACCACUGAGUUAAACUCUUAUUUUUAUUUGAACCUUGUUCUUAUUGUAUGAGGUGAGUGUAAUCUUCUGUUAAGAAUUCUCAAACUAUUUUAAGUUUUAAGUAGCAUUUAAGUGCUUGUGGCUUGAACAUAAGAAUAUUAUAAAUCUAUGUGGUGCUUUUCAUAGCCAUAAUUGUUAAUGUUGAUUUGUGAAUAUUUCAGCUAAAAAAUUUCGUAAUUGAAAUUUAAUCUACACAAAUAAAUUAUUGAUUAAAUAAUGAAAACACAAAUACAUUAGUUUUUAGUUGCAUUGAAGUGCUUGUGGCUUAAACAUAAUAUUUUCAAUUUGUUUGGUGCUUUUUAUCCACAUAAUUGUUGCUGUUGAUGUGAAUAUUUCAGCUGAUUUUUUAAUUGAAAUCAGUCUACACAAACAUAUAAUGAAUUAUUGUUUAAUUAAUAAAACACACAAAAACAUUA
Mya arenaria is the source of this 3208-nucleotide messenger RNA. Its product is annotated as aspartate aminotransferase, mitochondrial-like. Gene Ontology annotation, molecular function: L-aspartate:2-oxoglutarate transaminase activity; pyridoxal phosphate binding. Gene Ontology annotation, biological process: L-aspartate catabolic process; biosynthetic process. The record is from RefSeq and is a predicted model, not a curated record. The coding region runs from base 36 to 1328 and encodes 430 amino acids. Lineage: Eukaryota; Metazoa; Mollusca; Bivalvia; Myida; Myidae. Gene Ontology annotation, cellular component: mitochondrion. The transcript is spliced from 11 exons.